This is a messenger RNA of Cylicocyclus nassatus, 558 nucleotides long. The record is from the annotation of a GenBank genome assembly. Lineage: Eukaryota; Metazoa; Nematoda; Chromadorea; Rhabditida; Strongylidae.
AUGAUGCAUUGCUCGGCUGGAGUAGGCAGAACUGGCACAAUCAUUAUGAUUGACAUCAUUCCAAGGAAAUUAUUCAGCUGCAAGGAAGUCGAUAUAGUAGAGGUAAUCAAAACCCUUCGCAACCAACGCGCAUCCUGCACCCAGCUCGAGGGUCGAUAUGUUUUCGUUAUACUUAGCGUUCUUGGUUAUAUAAAGAUCAAGUGUCCAAAGUACAAGGAACGAGUGAACAAGAGCGACUCCCUCUAUAUUCGUUUGAGGGUUGCUCCGCUACCAAAUGAAGUAGUAGCUUUGCUCGAAGAGUCGGCAGAGGUUCUGAAGUCUAUAAGAGGGGGGCAUAUAGAUGACAAGACUUUGACAGAAUUCAAGGCAAAGCUGUUGGCUGUUUGCGAAGAGAGUCUGCAAUAUUAUCGAGGGUCUUGGUGGUACAGAAAGAGCAAAGAAGAGAUCGCUGAACUUGUUGAGAGGAUUUGGUGUUUUGGUCCAGGCAGAGCCAAAGUUAACAUUCUCAUCAAUGGAACUCCUAACCAUCAUAGAAAGCCUUGGGACAGCAGUGAGUGA